UCGUAUGAAUAACGGAAAGACGAAGUGGCGUUGACUACUGAGCAUGAGUGGAUGCCUGGAUGGUGUUGUGAUGGAGCUGAGAAGCAUGUCCGACGCGCUCCAAUUGCACGCGCAACUCCUGAAAGGGGGCACCCAAAACGACGACGCAGCGCGCAACGUCUCCAAGCUCUUCACUUUCGCCGCCCUCUCUCCCGGCGGCAACCUCUCCUACGCUCGCCUCCUCCUCCGCUCCAUCCCCCGCCCCAACUCCUAUUACUACAACACCAUCAUCCGUGCCUAUUCCCGCAGCCCCGACCCCACCCACCACUUCCACGCCCUCUCUCUCUUCCUCUCCAUGAUCCACUACCAACCACCCCAACCCGAUAACUUCACUUACCCCUUCCUCCUUAAGUGUCUUGCCCGCUUGAAACUCACCCCACAAGGCAAACAGAUCCACGCUCUCAUCACUAAGACGGGUUUUGGGUCUGAUCAGUAUAUCCAGAACACCUUGAUCCAUAUGUAUUCUGAAUUCGGCGAGUUGGGGUUUGCUCGCGAGGUGUUUGAUAGAAUGCCUCUUAGGGAUGUGGUUUCUUGGACUUCAAUGAUUGAUGGCCUUGUCAACGCUGAUCGCCACGUCGACGCCUUGGCCUUGUUUGAUAGCAUGCUGAAGGCUGGGAUAGAGGUCAAUGAUGCCACGGUGAUGUCUGUUUUGAGGGCCUGUGCUGAAACCGGAGCUUUAAGUGUGGGGAAGAAGGUGCACAUGAUUGUGAAGGAGAAGAGGAUUGAUUCUAAGGCGAAUGUUGGCACUGCCCUUGUUGAUAUGUAUGCUAAAAGCGGGUGCUUAGAGAGUGCACGGAACGUGUUUGACAAUGUUGUGGACAAGGAUGUUUUUGUUUGGACCGCCAUGAUCUCUGCCCUUGCUAGCCAUGGAAUGUGCCAGGAAGCUAUUGGGAUGUUUGCUGAGAUGGAAACCUGUAGGAUAGAACCUGAUGAGAGGACAAUGACAGCGGUUCUCUCGGCGUGUAGGAAUUCAGGCUUGGUUAAUGAAGCUUACGUGUUUUUGAAUGAUGUGCCAAAACGUUAUGGUAUAGAGCCUACAAUUCAGCAUUUUGGCUGUGUGGUGGACCUCCUCGCGAGAGCAGGGUGUUUGAAGGAAGCCGAGGAUUUCAUUAAUACAAUGCCUAUCAAGCCUGAUGCAGUUCUUUGGAGGACCAUGAUAUGGGCCUGCAAACUUCAUGGGGAUACCGACAGAGCAGGGCGUCUCAUGAAACACCUCAAACUACGAAAGAGAACUGCUGAUGAUGAUAGUGGGAGUUACAUACUCGCUAGCAAUGUUUAUGCGUCUGCUGGGAAGUGGUGUAACAAAGCAGAGGUGAGAGAGUUGAUGAACAGAAGGGGAUUAACUAAGCCUCCAGGGUGUAGUAGGAUUGAAGUUGAUGGCACUGUAUGUGAAUUUUCUAUGGGAGAUUAUAAUCACCCUGAAGCAGAGAAAAUAUAUAACAAAUUGGAUCAGAUUGUAGAUGAAAUUAGAAAGGAAGGGUAUAAUCCGAGAGUAUCAGAGGUGUUGCUUGAGAUGGAUGAUGAGGAUAAAGCCAUUCAGUUACUUCAUCAUAGUGAGAAGCUAGCUCUUGCAUAUGGAUUAAUCAGGAAUAGGCAGGGUUCCGAAAUCCGGAUUGUGAAGAAUCUAAGGUCUUGUGAGGACUGUCAUGAGUUUAUGAAACUAGUGUCUAAGAUCUACCAAAGAGAGAUCAUAGUAAGGGACAGGAUACGUUUCCAUCAUUUCAAAAAUGGUGACUGCUCUUGCAAGGAUUACUGGUAGCUAUGGUAUCUGCUUUGACCAUGGAAACAUUCGAAUUAAUGUUCAGUGACGAUGUGGACAUGAUUGAAGAUCAUGAAUGAAACUCAUUAAUCAGCAAUGGCACAGUUCUGAUCAGAUACAUGAAUGUAUGAAGUAAACUGAUUAUAUUGGUCAUUGAUAAAUAGAUUGGUUGUAUGAAGUUAACGGUUUGAGUAAAGGGAUAUGAAAGGGGGAACCACGUUUAUUUUUGGAGUUAGUUGUUCACUCGAUGAUUUAUUGUACAUGGUACAGUCAAGUGAUUAACUUGUUCUCCUUCCGCUGCUUAGUGCUUAAUUUCUGUAAAUUACAUAUUGUUUAGAUAAGAUACUGAUAAUAUACUAAUCUCUUGCCAGUUGAUGUGAGGCCAGGAGGGAGGUUGGUUUGGGUACCUUUGGUUCCGAUCGAACUAUCUUUUCUGAAAAAAUCUUUUUUGCUGCAUUCCUUUUGACCUCCACUUCCGUCUCUUUAUGCUGCCUCGCUUCUCUUGGUUGCAUCUGGUGGAUGAUCGGCGUUUGUCACUUUGUUAGCUGUCCAAUGCGGUGUCUCUUCCUCCUUUUAAUCUCAUUCCUUCUUUAGUUCAUUGAACUGGCAUCUCCUUUAGCAUGCUUGAUCCGUUUCCAUGAUUUUUUUUUACCGAUGGGAGUAGAGUUCCUGGACUUGAUGAUGCUGGAGUUCAUUGAACUGGUAUCUCCAUUAGAUGCUUGAUCUUUAAGUUGCUUUUAUUUAUUUAUAUUUUUGACUACUUGGUCUUUGUUUGUAUACCUUAUUGGCUUUAUUAUGCUCUAUUAUUCAGUUCUAGGUUCGCUGUUCUU
Arachis ipaensis is the source of this 2628-nucleotide messenger RNA. RefSeq names its product pentatricopeptide repeat-containing protein At4g21065. Lineage: Eukaryota; Viridiplantae; Streptophyta; Magnoliopsida; Fabales; Fabaceae. Gene Ontology annotation, biological process: RNA modification. The record is from RefSeq and is a predicted model, not a curated record. Gene Ontology annotation, molecular function: RNA binding; protein binding; zinc ion binding.